This is a messenger RNA of Podospora anserina S mat+, 1269 nucleotides long. RefSeq lists its product as uncharacterized. NCBI's taxonomy places the organism in Eukaryota, Fungi, Ascomycota, Sordariomycetes, Sordariales, Podosporaceae. The transcript has 2 exons. The coding region runs from base 1 to 1269 and encodes 422 amino acids. The record is from RefSeq and is a predicted model, not a curated record.
AUGUCUACAUCAAAACCUUCGCGAAUCUUUUCGCCUUCUGUGUCCUCCUUGGUGUCCUCUUCGUCUGAUGAUAGGCAGUCAUCCGAGGAAAACCUCCUCGCGAUCGCACGCCGCAAUCUACUCCAGAUUCAUCCCAAUAUUAGUUCCAUCCGCGUCCCCGGGCCAUCGGUAACGCCGGGGCGAACCCAGCCAAUCACGCAAACGCCAUUGCCUUCUGCGCGCCCUCCACCAUCGUUGCGUCCCCAGCCGCCCUCUGCUCGUGCCCCAGCGCGCUCCAAGUCCACCUCUGAGCAAACAUCUCUGUCAACUUCGCCAGUCCAGCCGACCCCUGGCAAGCCCCCUGCUCUGCCAAAGUUGGGCUACUUUCGCUCUCCACGCAGCACCCUACCUGCCUCUCAACCAAACACAACCCAGAAGCAACAGCAGCAACAACAUCACUCGGCCCCCGAACCCGAGGACCCUCUCAUUGCACCCCCAUUCCCCUGCCUACCCGGCACCUUGGCCCCACCCUCCGUAAUCGCCAUCUUCAACAACACCCCCUCCGGACCCUCCCUCACAAACCCCAUCUUCCCCAUCCCCCCCUCCUCCCUCACACCAGCAGUCUUCACCUCAUCCCUCAGCCCCUCCCAAACCCUCCUCUUCACCAACCCCGACGGCCCCCCCGGCUAUCCCCGUUUUCUCCCACCAGACAGCGUCACCCCGGAAACCGACCCGAGCACCUUCCGUGCCUGUGACUGCGUCCUCACCCUACUAUGGUUAUACAGCCCCCAACUAGCACUCGACUUUUUCGGCCCCGACAGCCCCAAACACGACGUCAAUUUAGAGGUAUUCGACGGCCGGGUGCAAGAGCACUGGGUGAAAAAGGAGACACCGGGAGGGGGGUUGCGCCAGGUGCCGCAGUUUGGUGUUUGCAGGGUUGGUGAUGAAAUCGGCUUCCGGACUCAGUCCAGCAAGAGAAUGUGUCGCUACAGGGCCAAAAUCUCGCGUGAUACGGGGUUAUGGACUAGCAUUGACGCCAAGGACGAGGUUGUUUGUGCUGAGCGGGAGGAGAAGGAAAAAGUAGAAAGAUUUGGGGCUAUUGUUGGAAGAGAGUUGCUCUUGACUAGGUUUUGGUACCGGCAGCCGUAUUAUGAGGUUAGGAUUGAGGUUGAUGGGAUGAUGAUUGCUUAUACAUGGAGUGCACGCUCAAGCAUAUCACUUCACGGCGACGAACAAACACGUGGUGAACGAAUAAAAAUUCGACUUCGAGGUAUCAUAUCAUGUACAUAA